AUGCGCGGAGACCGACAGGUGAUCCCGCAUGCCCACCUGAUGUUUCAACGAGCUAAAAGGAUAUUUAGAGAGAUUGAGGGCAAAUGCAGCGUGGUGCACCUAGAUGAUGAUGAUCACGGCUCAGUCUCAACUGAGACCAACUGUGAGAAUGCUGUUCCUUCUAAAAUUGUUGUUCCCGCUGAUGCUGAAGGAUUUGCAGUUGCGGAGGCCGAUGAGGAUAUAUCGCUGAGUGGGGUGGUCAGGUUCAUGCUGCUUGUGAUGAGGCGGACGUUCAUGGCGCUACUCCCACGUUCACCACAACUUCUGAGGACCAUGAUGCGCCCCGUGCCGAUAGUAAGGUGCCUGACACGAGGACCAAAGGGGUUAAUAUACAAUAUUGGUGCACGCUUCACUAAUAAUUUGUUACUGAACUACAUGAUCUAUUAUUAUGUAGGUAAAUUAAAAGCACCGUCUUUCACCGGUAAAACCCCAGAGGAAUUGGCACAACUCAGAAAGCUGUUAAAGCGACAGCGCGACGAUAACCCGGCGAUGUCUCAGACAGCCAGAACGCGAAUGAAAAUUGACAGCGUCCUGGAAACGAGGACGCAGCCAAGCCUGGAGCUGCCACAGCUACUGCUUGUGAUGGAGAAGCGUGCCCACCAGCGCGAGCUCCAGUAUCGCCAGGAAAAAGAGGCUCGAGAAGCCCAGCGUGAAGCAGACCGGCUGCGAGUCCAAGAAGAACGCGGGCGCCUCAACAACGAGCGUGUCGAGCGUGACGUUCAGCGUCAUGAAAUGCUUAUGACCAUGCUUGCUGCCGCUUGGCUAAGAAAUAGAUUACGGCUGUUGAUUUACUUAAGACCGAUCUAA
Messenger RNA from Phytophthora sojae, 846 nucleotides. RefSeq lists its product as hypothetical. Bases 1 to 846 code for a protein of 281 amino acids. The transcript is spliced from 3 exons. The record is from RefSeq and is a predicted model, not a curated record. NCBI's taxonomy places the organism in Eukaryota, Oomycota, Peronosporomycetes, Peronosporales, Peronosporaceae.